AUGGCAACUGUAACAUGGGCCGCACCGAAUGUCACAGACAACUCAGGAGACAUUUUUUCACCAGUAUGUGAUUACCUGAGUGGAACAACAUUCUCUGAACAUUACACUACUGUUACUUGUAAUGCUACUGACGAUUAUGAAAACACUGGGUACUGUACAUUCAACAUUUUCAUCAUUGAUAAGACAGCCCCUAAUGUGACUUGCCCAGCUGACAUUGAGGUGUGCACGGACCUAGGAACAGAUUCAGUCGAUGCCACCUGGGAACCAGCCAAUGCACCUGACAACUGCUGCAGUGAUGUCACCAUAACUACUAACUACACUAGCGGAAAUUCUCUGACACUUGGUGUAUACACAGUAGGAUAUGAAGCAACAGAUUGUAAUGGGAAUGUUGGUUUCUGUCAAUUUACUGUUGAAGUUAAAGAUUGCGAGCCUCCGGAUAUUGAAUGUCCACCCAGCCAAAACAUAACAGGUGACGGGAACUGCUGGGUAAAUGUCACCUGGACAGCACCCUAUGUUACAGACAACUCUGGAGACUCUUUCACACCAGUAUGUGAUCAUAUAGAAAGCACAUUUUAUGAUGUCAGCACUGUUGUAACAUGUAAUGCCACUGACAAUUAUGAUAACAUUGGCAAUUGUACAUUUACCAUUGCUAUUUAUGAUGAUGAAGAUCCUGUCAUAAAUUGCCCAGCUGACAUAGAAGUUUGUGCUGAAACUGGUUCUAUAGCAGCAUCUGUCACUUGGGAACUCAUCAACGCAACUGACAACUGUUGUGACAAUGUAAACACAACGUCAGAUUACACAUCAGGAGAUGAAUUUGAAAUUGGCGAAAAUGUAGUAACAUACAUAGCCACUGACUGUAAUGACAACUCCGCAUUAUGCAAUUUUACUAUAAUGGUGUUUGAUUGCGAAGCUCCUGUUUUAAACUGUUCACAAAAUGUCAAAUUUGAUGCUGAUGACAAUUGCACUUCCAAUGUAACUUGGACUGAAGUAACAGCAAGAGAUAAUUAUGAUAGUGAUUUAACUGUGUUCUGUAACCCGACUGAAGGUAUUUUUCCAUUGGAAAACUACACAGUAACCUGUAAUGCAACCGACAUGGCAGGAAACAUUGGCAAUUGCUCCUUCAAUGUUUACAUUUUUGAUGUGACUUCUCCUGACCUGAUAUGUCCAGACAAUAUUACUGUUGAUACUGAUGAAGGUGUUAAUACCGCCGCAGUGUCAUGGACCUCUGCCAUCGCUACUGAUAACUGUUGUGGAGAUGAGACUAUUGAGUAUUACAAUGCCACAAAUGGCACCGAAUUUGGCAUUGGAGUUACUGAAGUUUUUUUUAAAGCAGUAGAUUGCUAUGGAAAUCAGAAUGAAUGUGUUUUUAUCAUUGAUGUUAAAGACAAAGAAGCACCAAUACUUGAAUGUCCACCAAACCAAAAUGUAACAGGUGAUUCUAGCUGUAUGGCAACUGCAACAUGGGCCGCACCGAAUGUCACAGACAACUCAGGAGACAUUUUUUCACCAGUAUGUGAUUACAUGAGUGGAACAACAUUCUUUGAACAUAACACUAUCGUUACUUGUAAUGCUACUGACGAUAACGACAACACUGGGUACUGUACUUUCAACAUUUUCAUCAUUGAUGAGACAGCCCCUAAUGUGACUUGCCCGGUUGACAUUGAGGUGUGCACGGUCCCAGGAACAGAUUCAGUGGAUGCCACCUGGGAACCAGCCAAUGCAACUGACAACUGCUGUAGUGAUGUCAACAUAACUACUAACUACACCAGCGGAAAUUAUCUGUCACUUGGUGUAUACACAGUAGGAUAUGCAGCAACAGAUUGUAAUGGGAAUGUUGGUUACUGUCAAUUUACUGUUGAAGUUAAAGGUACCAGAAAUACCAUGACGUAA
This is a messenger RNA of Anneissia japonica, 1890 nucleotides long. RefSeq names its product hyalin-like. The coding region runs from base 1 to 1890 and encodes 629 amino acids. The record is from RefSeq and is a predicted model, not a curated record. Lineage: Eukaryota; Metazoa; Echinodermata; Crinoidea; Comatulida; Comatulidae. The transcript is spliced from 8 exons.